Gracilinanus agilis (Agile Gracile Mouse Opossum) is the source of this 2169-nucleotide messenger RNA. RefSeq names its product sushi domain containing 1 (gene SUSD1). Bases 1 to 2169 code for a protein of 722 amino acids. The transcript has 15 exons. The record is from RefSeq and is a predicted model, not a curated record. NCBI's taxonomy places the organism in Eukaryota, Metazoa, Chordata, Mammalia, Didelphimorphia, Didelphidae. Gene Ontology annotation, molecular function: calcium ion binding.
AUGGUCCGGGAGGGCAGGGACCCCUGGAGAGGCGUCUGCAGUAAUGGCCCAGUUCCCAUGCUUCAGGGGCAGCAGGGCCGCCUUCUCCUCCUCCUCCAGCUGUUGCUGGUGCAGCUGUUGCGCCCAGCCAGCCGCGCCCUGGGCGCCCCGGUUUCAGAUGUCUGUGCCACUUGUCAUGAACAUGCCACCUGUCAGCAGAGAGAUGGAAAAGAAAUCUGUAUCUGCAAUUAUGGAUUUGUGGGCAAUGGGAGAACGCGGUGUCAUGAUAAAGAUGAGUGUCAAUUUGGAGCCACUCUGGUCUGUGGGAACAAAACAUCAUGUCAUAAUACACACGGAGGCUUUUAUUGCAUUUGUCUGGAAGGAUAUCGAGCAACAAACAACAACAAGACAUUCAUUCCCAACGAUGGCACUUUUUGUACAGUUGUGGACUGUGGGAUUCUUCCUUCAUUCCCAAAUGCCUAUCCAACUCUUCAGAGCAACACCACAUAUGGAAGUCGAGUUGUGUACAAAUGCCAGAAGGGGUAUGUGCCAGAGACCAGCAAUCAUGUUGUUUUUUGCAACGCCCAAGGACAAUGGGAAGGCCCAUCUCUCAUUUGCAGAGAGAUAGAGUGUGGCAGCCCGCCGGUGAUCCAGCAUGCCAUCCUUGUGGGGAACUACAGUUCUACUGUGGGAAGUCUGGUCUACUAUACUUGUGUGGAUGGCUUUGAGAGCCCUGGAGGGCCCCUCACCUCACUUUGCACAGCAGAAGGUACCUGGAGGAAAACUGCCUUCCAUUGCACAGAAACAAAGCCAUUGAUUUCAAAUGUGUCUGUGUUUAAUGAUACCUGUUUGAAGUGGAGGACAAGCCCAGGAAGAGUGGACUUGAAGAUGGUAUAUCUGAUACACAUUCAAGGACAGCAAGAAGAUCAGACAGAACUUGUUCAUGAGGAUUUGUUGAACCUGACCACAAGCAGCCAGGAGCCUGAGGUCUGCCUGCAUCUGUCUCAGGGUACCAACUAUACGGUGACCAUCCAGAUGACCUUCCCUAAGCUGUCUGUGCCUGUUACUGUCAGCAUCCAAACAGCUGAUGAUGAUGGGUCCUUCAAUGUCUCAGUAUUUAAUGAAACCUGUUUGAAAUGGAAGAGGCGUUCUAGAGAUGCUAUAGAAGAGCAAAUGUACCAGUUUCAACUCCUAGGACGAAGAUGGUAUCAGAAUAACUUUUAUCAUGCAGCAUCAUUUAACUUUACUACAAGGGAAAGAUUUCCAGAGGUGUGUUUAGAUUUAUACCCAAGAACUUGUUACACAGUAAAUAUCACCACCAUGGCAUUUCCAAAACACUUGGCACACAUCAUCAUAACAACACCAAGAUCAGGAAAACAAAUCAUCAGUAACAUUUCAGUUCUUAAUGAAACCUGCUUGAGGUGGAAGAGAAAUGAGAAGAUGGCUGAUUCAGAGGAGAUGUAUUUAUUCUACAUAUGGGGCCACCGAGGCUAUCAGAAGGAAUUUGAGCAGGAAGUAUCCUUUAACCUGACCACUGGCAGUCAGGCUCCUGAAGUGUGCCUAGAACUGUAUCCAGGCACCAACUAUACUGUCAACAUCACGGCUGCCUCCUCCGGACUCCCUGUGCUGGUGUCCCUCAUGACUCAGAUAACUGAGCCUCCCAUCCCAGAAAUAGAAUUUGUUGCAGUACACGGAGGUCCUUUACCACCCCUGAGUUUGUGGAAAGCAGAGGACAGAAAUGGACCCAUCAGUUCCUACCAAGUGUUGGUGCUACCCUUGGCUCUCCGAAGCACAUUUCCCUGUGAUUCUAUACAGGAUACCACUUUCUUUAGCAAUGGCUCAAGUACCAGUGGUUAUGUGGCUGCAGAAUUCCUGGCCAAAGACGUCUCUGAUGUCCAAGAGAUCUCCCUUGGAGACAGACUAUACUACGGGAAGUUUUAUAAUGCACCCUUGAAACCAAGAAAUGAUUACUGCAUUAUAGUGAGAAUCAUCAGUAAAUGGAAUCAGGUGAGAAGACAGUCCUGUGUAGUUUGGGCUGAAGUGAAAGAUUCAUCUCUUACUUUGCCACAAAUGAUGGGUGUUGGAUUUGGAUCCGUGGCUGUUGUGGUCAUCUUAGUGCUUCUCUCUUUCUCCAUAGUAUGGUAUGUGAUAUUGGCAUGUGUGGGAAACAGAUUGGAAUUGAACACAUAA